Molecule: messenger RNA, 667 nt
Organism: Ceratosolen solmsi marchali
Lineage: Eukaryota; Metazoa; Arthropoda; Insecta; Hymenoptera; Agaonidae
Product: elastase inhibitor-like
Exons: 3
Coding region: 98-340 (80 amino acids)
Molecular function (GO): protein binding
Source: RefSeq, a predicted model, not a curated record
AUUGUACAUUGGUACAUAUCAGAACAGCUUAUAGCUCUCUUGAUAAUACAUUUGAAAUAGACAUUUUUAUUUCAUGCUUUAAUCAAAAGAUUUGACAAUGUCAAAGUCAUUCGUCAUUUUGAUAUCAACCAUUGUCGUUGUGAUUUUGGUGAUUGGUGAAUCCCUUGCGGCGAAUGAGCCUCUUAUUCCAAAGGGAUGCGACUGUCUGUACACCCAAGAAUUUGACCCGGUGUGUGGCAAUAAUGGCGUCACUUAUCCCAAUCUGGCGAUACUCAAGUGCGCGGACAAGUGCGCCAAAUAUAAUAUCCAUCAAAUGCAUCAUGGACCUUGUAAGGCAUAAUCAGCUUCAAGAUAUUUUCUAACUAAGGAUAAGGAACCUCGAACGAAUAAUAUUAAUACUAACAUUAAAUGCUAACGUAUUGUAAAACAUAAAAUGUUAUCGUUUCAUUACAUAUCGUUACAUUAUUCAACCGAUAAUCUUUACAUAUUAUAUACAGUAUACGUGUAUUUAUUGGAAAUUAUAAGUUUAGAGACAAUUAAUUAUUCGAAGACGGUGUUCGUUUGAAUAAGAAUUGUGCAAUUGAUUAAGCAGAGUGUUGAGAUAAUCCUUAUUUGCUAUUUAGAUUUCAUCCAAUAUUUUAUAUCGAAAGAUUUUUGUAUUGAAAAU